Molecule: messenger RNA, 1079 nt
Organism: Daldinia decipiens
Lineage: Eukaryota; Fungi; Ascomycota; Sordariomycetes; Xylariales; Hypoxylaceae
Exons: 5
Coding region: 84-902 (272 amino acids)
Biological process (GO): mycotoxin biosynthetic process
Source: RefSeq, a predicted model, not a curated record
AACUUUCUUUUCUCAUACCUCUUGGCUUCGACCGACCCUACUAAUAAAACCUGUAAAUAAUCGAUUCCCCCGUGUAGAUCACGAUGGAAUCUCAAAAGGCCAAAUACGCAAACUUACGUCCCGUGGACGAUCGCGAUGACUCGAGGUCCAGCACCGAAGUCGAGGAUUCUCUGAUGGGUGAUGAGAAGCGGUGGCACGACGUAGAGCUAAACAGGCCGACGACGCGGGCGGGGAGGCUAAGCAGAUUCGUCACUGCCUUUAAAUCGGCGAGAUGGGUCAUCGAUACGGGCUUACUGCUGAUUAUACUGGCGCUCUUAAUUCGAGACCAGUCGCGCCGGCCGGCAGCGGAAGAAAAAGAAGUCAACCCGUGGCAGUUCGGCCAAGACCUAACAGGAGUUGGCCCUAGAUUUUCUCAAAGAAUCACGACGUUUGAGAGAGAUGAAUCGUACGCGCCGAAUAACACGGCAGAGUUUUUCACGGAUAAGGUAUUACAGAGGUGGAAUGAUCUGAUGCCAAAGGGUAUGGGGUUCGUAUGGGUGAAUGAUACGCAAAAGUACCAUGAUCUUCCAACACCCAUUGAGUGGCCGGAUAAGACCGUCUUUACGACGUCGGCGACGCAUCAAUUGCACUGUCUCUUUGCCAUUGUCCAGACGUACUCGGGCUUAACCUCGGGUCACGAAGUACCAGGCGACCAUCACUGGCAUAUGAUCCACUGCUUCGACUACAUGAGACAAGCCAUCAUGUGCAGUUCUGACAUGGCCUUGGAAGGUCUCGAGACGACAUUUCCGGACCACAAUGGGGGUUCCGACGGUUGGGACUCUAAGCACGUGUGCCGGGAUUGGAGCGAUGUCAAGUCAUAUCUAGAGAGCGUGCGAGCAUAUGAUGACCAGCUAAUAUACUGAUUUUUUUUUUGUUUCGUAUAAGCGAUGAUGAGCGGUUGGAGUUAGGCGUAGGAUCCCAGGAUAGCUGUCAAAUUAUUAUCUGCAUUAUGAGUGUCAAAAGAAACCGUAAAGGUUAUUAGAUAUAUGGCAUAUAUGGCAAAUUGCUUGCUACGCUUGAGCUAUUUAGCGAUCUUUAAA